This is a messenger RNA of Brienomyrus brachyistius, 831 nucleotides long. RefSeq names its product solute carrier family 2, facilitated glucose transporter member 6-like. Gene Ontology annotation, cellular component: membrane. Gene Ontology annotation, molecular function: transmembrane transporter activity. Lineage: Eukaryota; Metazoa; Chordata; Actinopteri; Osteoglossiformes; Mormyridae. Gene Ontology annotation, biological process: transmembrane transport. The record is from RefSeq and is a predicted model, not a curated record. The transcript is spliced from 5 exons.
AUGUUUUCUGAAGUACUGGGAAACUUCACCUCUGGCUAUGCAUUAGUAUACCCCUCCCCCGUUAUUCCCUACCUCAAGGUCGAUGACAACCCCAAUCUCAGGAUGGACACCUCACACAUCUCCUGGUUCGGGUCAGUCUUCUCACUUGGUGCUGCGGUUGGGGGUCUUGGGGCCAUGUUUCUGAAUGACAAGAUGGGCAGAAAGCUGAGCAUCAUGAUGUCUGCAGUGCCGGCCACCAUAGGGUACCUGCUGAUGGGGUCAGCACAGGCCGUGUGGAUGCUCUACCUGGGACGCGUCCUGACGGGCAUCGGCAGUGGAAUGACGGCCGCCUCCAUUCCUGUUUAUGUGUCAGAUAUUUCCAGCCCAGUUGUGAGGGGAAUAUUGGGAUCCUGUCCACAGAUUACAGCAGUUUUUGGUUCUAUGUUGUUUCCAUGUCUCUAAUUAGGUUUUCUGUUGCCAUGACGAUGGCUGGCCAUUGCUGGGGAGGUACCAGUCAUUGUCAUGCUUGUGCUGCUCUGUUUCAUACCUGACUCGCCUCGAUAUCUCAUUGCCAAAGGCAGAAAGGAGGAGGCACGCAAGGCCCUCUCAUGGCUUCGGGGCAGUUACUCCGACUUUAUGCCUGAGUUCAACAGAAUUGAGAGAAGUAUUGCGACUCAGGGUAGCAUCACCUGGUCAGACCUGGCCAAGCCUUGCUAUUAUAAGCCAAUCUUAAUCUCCACGACAAUGAGGUUCCUCCAACAAAUGACUGGCAUCACUCCAAUCCUGGUUUACCUAGAACCCAUCUUUCUAAGAACCAGGAUCAUCUUGGUGAGUAUCAAGAGUGAUGUGUGA